Molecule: messenger RNA, 1897 nt
Organism: Culex quinquefasciatus (southern house mosquito)
Lineage: Eukaryota; Metazoa; Arthropoda; Insecta; Diptera; Culicidae
Exons: 4
Coding region: 191-1816 (541 amino acids)
Molecular function (GO): protein binding
Source: RefSeq, a predicted model, not a curated record
UGUUUUUUGUUUUUAUUUAUGUGACUCGUUAAGUGCUUUUUUGAGGUUCUGUAAGAUUUGCUCACAAUUUCGUAUGAAUUUUGCGAUUUUUUGUAUUUUAUGCUAAUUUUAGAGCUUUGAAAGUGUUUCCUGAUGGGGCAACAUUCGGUAAAGUGCUGAAAAUUUGAGUUCAACCAAACACAAACUAAAAAUGGAUCUCAACCUGUUUCCAAUCGAAAUUCUGGAAGAAAUACUAUCCUGGCUUUCCCUUAACAAUGUCCUCAAAGCCUCGUUAGUCUGCCACCGAUGGAACGGAGCAGCGGGCACGGUAAUCGCUCGCAAGUGCUGUCUCCGAAUAGAUAACUCAAUGCUAGCUCAUCAGGAAGUUCUAUCGAACAGUGGCCGAAACUACUACGCGAUCAGUAUCAAUGCCAUGGACAGUUGGGUGCAACUCCGGAUUAUUCUGGACUUGUGCGCUGCGAAAUUCACCCCACGCAAGUUCGAGCUCACGGGAAUCCUCGAGGACCAUCUGGACCGGUUUUACCAAACGUAUCGCGACUGGUUCGCCCACGUCGAGUGCCUCCAAAUUGAGCUGGACGAUCGCUUCACGGACUAUCUGGUGUGCGGCCAAGCGGACUACCGGCUGUGCUUGCCGAAACUGAGGCAUUUACGGUGGAGAGAGUGUCUGUACGGCGCGGGGGAGAAGACCGUUACAAUUGAAGCGCCCAAUUUGAAAUCGGCGAUCGUUGAGGAUAGCUUAGACGCGACGGCAAUUCUAAGACUUCCAACUUGUGACAAGCUGACGGAAAUCAAAAGUAUGCUGUACACGAAGCAUUUCACGGACACGUUUACGGGAACGUUGUCGAGUUUGCGCAAACUUGUGCUCGAUUUCGCCAACGAAAACUACGAUCUCAGCUUUUUUGCCCAGUUACCCAACCUUCGGUGGUUAGAGUUGAGCAUAUACUUUGGAGAAAUGACCUGGAAACAUCUGCAGGCCAUCUGUGGGUGUGGCUUGCUGGAAAGCUUACGAAUCUGUGUGAAAGAUUCCGUUAAUCGACGAGGUGCGCUCAAUUUGGCAACAAUUUGCAAUGGCUUACCGAAACUUGAGCAGCUGGAAUUGGCGGGACUGGAUCUGAUCUUCUCGGAUCCCGUGCGUAGUGAAAACCUCAAAAUCCUGAAACUGAAAGAUGUCAACUUUUGGGAUAGUGAAUGCACGUUAAAUUUAACAGCUCCCGCGCUAGAGUCAUUGUCGCUUCCGGUGGGAGUAUUGUCGAAGACCUUCCUCGAAAAAAACGGCGUCAGCAAACUUUUUGUCGAUCUCGGCGCAAGAAACCUGGAAGAAACUUUCCAAAUGUUCUUGAGCGCUUUUCUGCUGCAACACGACACCGUACGAGAGCUGAUUAUCCUGAACCCCAACUACAAAAGCAGCAUCAGGUUCAACACCAUCCCGAAAGACUUUGUGCCACACAUCGAAAAGCUUCAGCUGCGUACGCUUUGCGUGAGCAUCGAUUUCUUCCAGCAAAUUUCCAAGUGGAAAACUUUAAAGCACCUCUCGCUGGUUGGCUGCACGAUCGGAUGUCACGAGGCGGUGGAAACUGUGCAUCUGGACAAUGUGACUACGCUGCACGUGGACUGUGUAAAGCUGAGCAAUUCCCAGCUGGUGAGGUUCCCCAUCACCGUCGCCAACGGGGCUGAAGAAAUGGAGACGGAGGCGACGGUUGUUGGUCAUCGGAUGGGGCCGACGAUGGUGUUUAGGAGUACAAAUUUAACCGAUUCGGAGAUGCGCUUGCCAACGUUUGGGAGUAAUGGGAUCGAUCGGAGAAGUGGUCCACUGUGAAAUAAACAGCUAGUCAUUCAAGCGAACAAAUCGAACGACACGCUGUUCGUCAACCUGGACGCGACCAGCUUCGCCAAAGCC